UUUUAUUACUUGAACGGUGUUUUCGCGAUGUUCCGUUUGGUGGCUUUCGCGCGCGCGUUCACUUUGUUUGACCUUAUCCAACCUUAUCGUUCCGCUAGCAGCGAGAGAUCGUGCGAGACAUGCCACUUGAAAAAUUGCAAUAAUAUGGCAUCGCUUAACGAGUCGUUGAACGAGAUCAAGUCGCAUUUCGCACAUGCGGCCGAUAAACCCGAAUGGAUUCCGUUGUCUCUGACAUUAGUGGAAUAUCCGCAAGGUGAUUUCUUUGGAAAAGUAUUAGCUGUAAUAAGUCUAGUGCCGUUUGCUAUUACAGCUGGUUUUGUCGCAUUAAUACUUUUUAGAAGAGAUUUGCAUACUAUUGUAUUUUUUAGUGGAGUUAUAAUCAAUGAGUGUAUAAAUUUUGUAUUGAAACAUACCAUUCGUCAGGCAAGACCGCUAAGAAGAGAUGGCUUGUAUAUUGAAUAUGGAAUGCCAUCUACACAUGCACAAUUUAUGUGGUUUUUUGCUGCCUAUGCAACACUUUUUAUAUACUUUAGAUUAAAUUAUAACUGUACAAUAGCCGAAAGGUUUUGGCGGACAAUAGUAGCAGUAGGAUGCAUCAUCUUAGCUGUAUUUGUAACUUACAGCAGAGUGUAUCUGCUUUACCACUCAAUUAUUCAAGUAGUUUGCGGUGCAUUACUAGGAAUUGCAUUGGGCACAGCAUGGUUUAUAAUCACGCACACAAUUUUGACACCAUUAUUCCCCAUAGUAGUUUCAUGGCGAAUAUCAGAGUAUCUACUGUUGCGUGACACAACGUUAAUUCCUAAUGUUUUGUGGUUUGAGUACACAAGUAUUCGCACAGAAGCUCGGGCGCGUGCGCGGAAGUUAUCGGCAAUCGGCAGAUCGCACUGACGACUAAUUAUAAUUAGACAGCUGAUGGAGAAUAGUUAAUGCCUUGAUAACAUACAAGCUUCAAAACAUUUAAACUAACAUUCCUUUAAUUGACAAAAGUUUGCGGAUUAAUGCAAAAACAUGUUUUGAUUCCAUUUUAUCUCAAAUACUUUUCCUGGGUUAAGUUACAAAACCAUUAUUACGUAUUAGAUUGGUGCAAAAAUAAUUGCAGUCAUUGUUAUCUAAUAAAUAAUACAAUUAUGAAAAUCAUUAUCACUAAUUAAUCAUAUUAUCACAAUCAUUAUUAAUUAAGUACUAGUAUGUUUAUAUAAUAUUAAGUAUUUUUAUUAAAAAAUAAUCUUAAAGUAACAUAAAAACUUCACACAAUUUAUUAAGAGAAAACAAUAAAUAUGUAUGCGAAAUAAGUACUCUUAGACAGUACAUAACAAUUAUGUGGUCACAAGAAUAGAAGAAAGUCUCACUCUGAUUUUUCUUAAUUUGACUUAAAUACUUGUUCUCUCAACUAGUGUGUAUUCUUAUAUUAAAUUUAUAUUCGUUUUAGAAAUUAAAUAUUAUAUUCAACAAAAGAAAAAGAAGAGAGAUUUGAUCAC
Pseudomyrmex gracilis is the source of this 1478-nucleotide messenger RNA. Its product is annotated as dolichyldiphosphatase 1-like. The record is from RefSeq and is a predicted model, not a curated record. Gene Ontology annotation, cellular component: endoplasmic reticulum membrane; intracellular membrane-bounded organelle. Bases 28 to 888 code for a protein of 286 amino acids. Gene Ontology annotation, biological process: protein N-linked glycosylation; lipid biosynthetic process. Gene Ontology annotation, molecular function: dolichyldiphosphatase activity. The transcript has 6 exons. NCBI's taxonomy places the organism in Eukaryota, Metazoa, Arthropoda, Insecta, Hymenoptera, Formicidae.